CGAGGGAGAAUAGAAUGUGAAGUAACAUUUGGAGGAAAAACUGAAGUCUGUUGUGUGGUACAUGUAUAUUGAAGGACACAAACUGAGUUGUGUUCGUGUGUUAUGUUGUUGUGUUCAUCUUUCGCUUGUUGUCAACAUAAACGUCACACACAGCAGCAAACCAUGGCUUGCGUGUACAAGAAUCCCAACGAGGCCAUUGAAGUUCGUGUGAAGGAUCUUCUUUCCCGCAUGACUCUCAGGGAGAAGAUUGGUCAGAUGACCCAAAUUGAGCGUACUGUUGCUAACGAUUAUGCCAUUCGGGAUCUUUCCAUUGGGAGCAUACUGAGUUCUGGAGGCAGCUCACCUUUUGAAAAUGCACAGUCGUCUGAUUGGGCUGAUAUGGUGGAUGGCUUUCAAAAACUGGCUCUACAGUCUCGACUGGGGAUACCACUUCUCUAUGGGAUUGAUGCAGUUCAUGGUAAUAACAGCGUCUAUGGUGCUACCAUAUUUCCUCACAAUGUUGGUCUUGGAGCUACUAGGGACUGUGAUUUAGUUCGAAGAAUUGGAGCUGCUACUGCACUGGAAGUUAAAGCAAGUGGAAUUCACUAUACUUUUGCUCCAUGUGUGGCGGUUCUCAAAGAUCCUAGAUGGGGAAGAUGCUAUGAAUCUUAUAGUGAGGAUACUGAAAUAGUUAGAAAGAUGACUUCCAUUGUAUCAGGUUUGCAAGGCCAGCCUCCAGAAGGACAUAAACAUGGAUACCCUUUUGUAGCUGGAAAGAACAAUGUUGUUGCAUGUGCCAAGCAUUUUGUUGGGGAUGGAGGUACUCAUAAAGGUGUGAACGAGGGAAAUACUAUAAUACCUUAUGAAGACUUGGAGCGAAUUCACAUGGCACCUUACUUAGACUGCAUUUCUCAGGGAGUUUCAACCAUUAUGGUCUCCUAUUCUAGCUGGAAUGGACGCAAACUCCAUGCUGAUCGUUUUCUUAUAACUGAAAUCUUGAAGGACAAGUUAGGUUUUAAGGGAUUUGUGAUUUCUGACUGGGAGGGACUUGACAGACUUUGCCAGCCUCACGGGUCAGAUUACCGGUUCUGCAUCUCCUCUGCAGUCAAUGCUGGAAUUGACAUGGUGAUGGUGGCUUUAAGAUACAAACUUUUCAUUGAAGAGUUGACCUCUCUAGUUAAAACAGGGGAAGUACCUCUAAGCAGAAUUGAUGAUGCUGUUGAGCGAAUUUUGAGAGUAAAGUUCGCUGCUGGGCUUUUUGAAUUUCCUUUUAGUGACAGAUCUCUGUUAGAUACAGUUGGUAGCAAGCCACAUAGAGAUCUUGCACGUGAAGCAGUUCAGAAGUCUCUGGUUUUGUUGAAAAAUGGGAAAUAUCAUAACAAACCUUUUCUUCCAUUGAACAAGAAUGCUAAGAGAAUCCUUGUUGCCGGAACACAUGCGGAUGAUCUUGGAUAUCAAUGUGGUGGUUGGACUAAAACUUGGUAUGGAAUGAGCGGGCGAAUCACAGUUGGGACAACAAUUUUAGAUGCUGUGAAGGCAAGUGUGGGAGCUGAAACAGAAGUUAUAUAUGAGAAACAUCCAUCAAAGGCCACCAUAGAACUCAACGAAUUCUCUUUUGCAAUUGUAGCUGUUGGUGAACCAACAUAUGCUGAGACCUUAGGUGACAAUUCAGAGCUUAGAAUCCCCUUAAAUGGAGCUGAUAUCAUAAGCCUAGUUGCUGACAGAAUCCCAACUCUGGUUAUUCUGAUAUCUGGAAGGCCUUUAUUAUUAGAGCCAUGGCUAUUGGAAAAGAUUGAUGCUCUUGUUGCUGCUUGGUUGCCAGGCAGUGAAGGGGAAGGAAUCACAGAUGUUAUCUUUGGCAGCCAUGAUUUCAAAGGUAAAUUACCAGUGAAUUGGCUCAGAAGAGUUGAACAGCUUGAUCAGCCAAGUGAUGGAGUUAAUUCAUGUGAACCAUUAUUUCCUCUUGGUUUUGGUCUGACAUAUCAUUAGAAGAGUUAACAUGAACAAGUGCCAUCUGAAGCACCCUAAGAUAUAUAUAUAUAUAUAUAUAUAGCCAAGGACUUGAUAAAGGCA
Vigna unguiculata (cowpea) is the source of this 2052-nucleotide messenger RNA. RefSeq lists its product as uncharacterized. Gene Ontology annotation, molecular function: beta-glucosidase activity. Gene Ontology annotation, biological process: glucan catabolic process. The record is from RefSeq and is a predicted model, not a curated record. Lineage: Eukaryota; Viridiplantae; Streptophyta; Magnoliopsida; Fabales; Fabaceae.